CUUAUCGCACAUAUAGAGAACAUCCUACGACCGUUUCGGAUAGUGACCCAUUUUCGGGCGGGCGGGACGUUUUUCAACCUUUUAAACCACCAGCAGUCACAGUGUGCGGGUUUGUGCAAGGUGAUUUUUUUUCGCUUCGAAGUUUUCCGAGUAUUGGCAAGAAUUUGCCCAUGUGAAAACUAUUCUACGAAUUUUUCUUCGGGCGUUGAACAUCGCGAAUACGACAAGUUAUUUUUGCUAAACGAAUAAAUAGGGAAUAUCAGUGCGAAAAAUUAUAGAUUUUUUUCGUCUGUUCAGUAAAGCAGCUGCAAACUUAGUGUUUCGGGAGGCAAAUUAGUAUGUUAAUGUAAUCAACGUCGGUUGUUUCUGUAGGACUGUUCUAAACGCGGUUUGUGCUACGGUCCGGUGUGAAUUUGAGUGUGUGUGACGGUAAGGAAUGUUUUGUGUGCUGAAAACUUUCCCAGCGUAGUUUUAGCACGAAAGAAUAAAUUGGGGGAAUUAUUCUGAAUUAUUAGUAACGAAACACAUAACUUGAUUAAUAAAAAAAGUUACUGGAAAAAAUUUUCCAUAAAAAGGAAAAAAAAACCUGCGCCGAAAGUGGUAUGUUACGCGAGCAUUUCAUGCAAAUGAAUGAAUAGAUUAUUUAAGGGCAAAGAGAAGAAAAAUACAAUUGCGCUAAAAAAAAACAACAGAACACGAAAAGUGGUUUCAUCCUUUUGUAGUCAGUGUGAGUAAAAUAGAGCGAGAGAGUGCCAGCGUGAUAUCGUGAGAAAGAGACAGAGCGUGAAAUCGUACAAGGUGAUAGAUCUUGGAAAAAAGAAAGUUAAUUAAAAGUUUCCUCUGAAUAUUUCGCUGCGCAUUCAAGUGCUUCCAUUCACUCGUUGUGUGGCGUAUUGUACAGUGCUUCUGCUUUUCCAUACAGAAAAUGUAAAAUCUCUACAAAGACGACGAAUUUACAGCAACAGAAUAAAGGUGUUGCUUAGUAUUCUCACCAACCGCUCGAGGGAGCAAGUGACUAUUCUGGAAACUCGUGACAGCUCUCAUUGCUUGCUUGCUGCAAUUAGUUUUUAGAGGCACAAAUAAAAAACUGCACCCGUUGCAUCAAUUCCAAAAAUAAAGAAAAAAAAAGCACACACAUCGAUUGUGUCGGUUUGCACUUAUACUCCCACUUAGGCUUUCGCACACCAUAAAUCACCCACAUUUGCGAGAGCUUCCGGGGUGUGGGCAUCAAGACCAUGUGAGCAAGGACGUAUCUGGGAUUUCCGCUGGUGCUUGGUUGACAGGAUCAGUACCACGUGAGACACACAGCGGAGAAAGAAAAAGAACAGUGAGAGCUUUAAAAAUAGCUUGUUAAAUAUCGUAUUAGACAGAGUGGUAAGGACAUUACCGAUAAAAACGGCAAAAGGACGGGUUGCAGGGUUGAUAGAGGAAAAAUCUGUAAUAAAACCGAUUCAGCAACAGCACUUAAUCAUCAUUAUCUUCAUUUCUGCCCAUCAGCGGUGAUCAUUUCGGUGUGUACUUGUAUGUGUGGUUAAGUGAGCUGAAUUGUGUGCCAACACUGUGGCUAUCAUCGUCAUCGGAGGUUCUUGGAACAGAGUAAAAGCGAAGCCAGAGGAUACAAAUACGUUCAUAGUAGGACACGCAUCGAAGCUGCCUCUUGAAUUGCACUUUGCUGCUGCAGACGGAAAUCAUUGUGACCGGAAGCUGUGUAUGUGAAUGUGUGUGCAGAACGAGUGACUCGAGCGAACAGAAAGAGUGCUUGCCAAAAGCGUGCACUGGUGACCACGGUGAUGCUGUAAAUUACUUUGAAAGCUACUAAAUAGCAUCGCCUUCAAGAUUCUACCUUUUCUCAAUCUGCUCUGCUAUAUACGAUGUCCAACGACGCACUGUGGGUGUCUGACGCCAUGUUGGAUUCGCUCAGUAUGCAACUUCGGGAUGCUGAAGCUCGCAGAGCGGAAGCGGAACGCGCACAUCAGGAAGCUCUGGCACAGCUGAGAGGCAUGUCUUCCGGCGUCGGGAGGAUAGGAGAGCCGAUGGAUGCGAUGCAAUCGAGGGCACGCGAAUUGGAGAAGAAGGCCGCUCUUGAAACAGUCAGAUGCGAAGAGCUGCAGCUAGAACUAUCGGCGGCCCUAAAAUCCCGUCCCGGCCGAACACCGGCCAGUUCCAGUUCCGGGGGCAUCGGAAGCCUCAAUAGCACAAUCACAAGCAAUUCAUCGGCCAUGGUCAACAGCAUCGGCGGGCUGGGCAUGGUUGGAAAUUCGACGUCACUGGGAACGUCCUCCGCCCUGAGCGGUAUUGGUGGUGGUGGUGGUAGUGGUGGAGGUGGGGGAGGAGGUGGAGGCGGUACUGUCACCUGGGCACCAACUCCGACCCAGCAGCAAGGAACCGAAAUAGAUAGGAUUAUGGCGAAGAUUGAACAGGACAAUCGUAUAUUGGCCGAGUUAGAGCACCCACGAACGACUGGACCAAUAAUGUCAUCAUCGAUGGGAUCUGGUCUCUCGAGUACUGGUCUAGGCCUGUCUCAGCAUCAGCCCCACCUCCAGACAACUAGUUUAACGUCUCACAUGAACAGCACAUCGAUACUCGGUGGGAUGAGUGGACUAACCAACAGUGUUGGGACCGGUGUUCCCAACUCAAUGGGGUUCAAUUCGAUAGGAAUCAGCUCAAUUGGUACAGCAGGUGUUAGCUCCAUGACGGCCGGAGUUAAUUCCAUGCACGUUUCGUCGGUUGGAGUUACCUCUAGCGCCAGCAGCCACGCGUUGACCGACGGACAGUAUAGCGCACUUACAUCAUCAACAGGAAACUCGAAUCCUUACUCAGCAGCUAAUGUUUCACCACUGCCAAGUCGGGCGAAUCCUCUGGGCACUAUGCCACCCUUAUGUCAGAGCUCAACAAUGCCCGUCCUGUCGCUACACAACACCCACUCCAUACCAUCGGGUUCAGCAAGUUACACCCUAGGGCUAAGUGUAGCUCCUGUAGCCCCGUCCUACACAUUUCCAACGCACUCGGCCACGACCGGGGGCCUGGCAAGUGUCCUCGGCAACGUAGGAUCGUCCGGCGUUUCGGGUCUAGGUGGUUUAGGAGGCGGCCUGGGAACUGGCACUGGACUAGGAUUGAGUUCGACCAACCCACUUACCAGUACGUUGGGCACCAAUCUAUCCAACUACAACACAAAUACGUCUUACUCGACGUACACCAAUCCGCUGCUGACAUCCGGUGGUAUCAGCUCCAAGAUGAAACCACUGGACGAGCUAGAUCUGCUGACACGGUAUGGCCAGCGGGGUGGAACGCCUUGUUCGCCAAUUCCACCGGCAAACUGGGGCAUGGAUAGCUACUCCGGCAUUGACGGUGUUAAUCCCGCCUUCAUGCAUACCCAAAAUCGGUCACUAAUAGGAAUGGAACUAGAUGCACGAACGCACGGUUUAACACUGAACGGUACCGGUGAACCGCAAGUGGAUAUGUUAGAUAUACCGGGAAAAGGUAGAUGUUGUGUAUUUAUAGCAAGAUUUUCCUAUGACCCGCCAGAAGUGGAAGGUUCGGAAGGUGAAUUGGCGCUUUGCGCAGGUGAUUAUUUGUUAGUCUGGGGCAACGGUGAACCGCAGGGUGGUUAUCUGGAUGCCGAACUGUUAGAUGGUAGAAGGGGCCUGGUGCCCGCGUCCUUCGUGCAAAGAUUAGUAGGUGACGAUUUGUUAGAAUUUCAUCAGGCCGUAGUGUCGACACUGCGGGAUGCUGAUGAUGCUCCCAUUAACCUCGAACCAGCGCCGUUACCGUCGGGCAUCCCCCAUGUGCCGCACACAUCCGAAGACUUAGCCCGAAUUAGUGAAAGUCAUACCGACGUAGGUCAAGAGUUCGACGACGAAGCCGACACAGUUCCUGCACCGAAACACCUCACCCUAGAACGGCAGUUGAACAAGAGCGUCCUAAUCGGCUGGACGCCACCGGAUCCGCCACUGUGCCACCAGAUCGAGAGCUACCACGUGUACGUAGACGGCGUACUGAAGGUGACUGUCAAGGCGACCGAACGCACACGAGCACUGGUGGAGGGCGUUGAUUCCAAUAGACCACAUAGAAUAAGCGUACGUAGUGUAACACAGAAUCGUAGAACCUCUCGCGACGCUGCCUGUACAAUGAUCAUCGGACGUGAUACAGCACAUUUAGGACCAUCGGCAGUUAGAGCCACCAGCGUAACCUGUUCCAGUGCGGUCAUAUCGUGGCUGCCAGCAAAUUCCAACCAUCAGCAUGUAGUAUGUGUAAACAAUGUAGAAGUACGAACUGUGAAACCUGGCGUCUAUAGGCACACAAUAACGGGGCUGGCUCCCAGUACGCAAUACCGAGUAACGGUACGUGCGAAACAUUUACGUGCGGCUGGUCAGACGCAAACAUCGACUACAGGUCCUCCGCCAGAAGAAGCACCCGGAGCGUAUACCGACUUCAGAACCUUAGCUAAAGGACUGCCCGAUCCCCCACAGGAAAUCCUAGUCGAAGCUGGACCCCAGGACGGUACCCUGCUAGUUACUUGGCAACCGGUGACACGGCCACCCUCGUCCGGCCCGGUAACCGGGUAUGCCGUCUAUGCGGACGGCAAGAAAGUGACUGAUGUGGACUCGCCAACCGGUGACCACGCGCUGAUCGAUAUCGGCAAACUGGUCGGACUCAAUCCCCGAGCAGUGACAGUACGGACCAAAUCCCGCGACUCCCAGUCGGCGGAUAGCACACCAACUAUGAUACCAAAAACAAAUACUGAAAAUGGACUAAACUAUUCAUCAUCAUCACAACAAUCGCAACACAAUCAAGACCAAGUGCGCGCAGCUGCCAGGAAUCGAAAUCCGGGCGGUGCCAUCCAGCCGCAGCCGGGGCACAUGCGGAACCAGCGAAUGAUGAACAAUCAGCAGAUGAUGAACAGUCAGGGCAUGAUGAACAAUCAGAUGCAGCCGAUGAACCCGAACCAAGUGAUUGACCACGACGAGAACCUUAGCGACAAGGAAAUCUAUCCGGGCUCAAUGCACCAGCAGGAGCGUUCUCAACGCGAUUCGAACAGCAGCGGCAUACCGGCGAUUGAAAUCACUAAAGAGGCCGCCACCGAUGUCACCUAUGUUAGUGACGACAGUGAAUACCAAGAUGGCGCUAGCAGCGGUGGCGGAAGUGGGCGUCGUCGUAGCGGCCCUCCGCCACAGCAGCAACAGGGUUAUCGGAACCAGAACAUGUCCGCAAAUCAGCCGGGCCGCCAGACAAAUCCUCAAGGACCAAACCAGCCGUAUUACGGUAACUUAAAUCAACCGCAACCACCGCAACAACAGAUGCAGCAACAGCAGCAAAACCAGCAGCAACAGCAGCAACAACAACCACAACAGCAGAUGGGUCGCAACCUCAAUCAGCCGCGACCGACGAACCCGAACCAACCGAUGCCACCUCAAACGCAACAGCAACGAAUGGGUGGUCCAGUGCCUGGUCAGCAGAUGACACCCCAAACGAUGCCACCCUUUCCACCGCACCUGAUGGGAGCGUCCAAGAAGCCACGCUACUUCAUGGCACUUUUCGACUACGAUCCAGCCACUAUGAGCCCGAAUCCGGACGCUUGUGAAGAGGAGCUGCCCUUCAACGAGGGCGACACUAUACGGGUUUAUGGCGACAAGGACCCAGAUGGUUUCUACUGGGGAGAGCUACGAGGUCGAAGAGGUUAUGUCCCGCACAAUAUGGUUCAGGAAAUUGAAGAUGGUGCUCAGGGUGGCGUGGGUCCUUCGGUUCGCGGUAUCAGCCGAGAUCGAUGGGGUGAUAUUUACGCCAACAUGCCGGUAAAACGGAUGAUAGCUUUGUAUGAUUACGAUCCGCAAGAGCUAAGUCCAAACGUGGACGCCGAGGUGGAAUUAAGUUUCCAAACCGGCGCCGUCAUACUUGUGUAUGGCGAUAUGGACGAGGAUGGUUUCUAUAUGGGUGAGCUGGACGGUGUACGUGGUUUGGUGCCGUCGAACUUCCUCACCGAAGCACCGGAUCAGUACAAUAACCAGGGCCCUACCGCCAAUAGUUUAGCACAGCGUACGCUCAACAGUACCGCCAAUCGGGGCCGGGGGAUAGGACCCGGAGCUCGAGGUCCUCCGCCUCCGCCACGGGACAACAUGGGCGGCAUGGGUGGUUUGAAUCAGCGGGGCCCGCAGCGAAAAGAUGCUCGCCCUUCUUCCCCUACACUGUUAGACAACACGGGCCACCCUGCCCCCGAUCACCAAACGCAGGGGAUGCAGGGGAUGGGAGGGAUGAUCGGUCAAGGAAUAGGGAUCGGUGGUAAUGUUGGCGGAAUGAGUAGUAUGCAACAACAAACGCCACUGCAACAACAACAACAACUCCAACAGCAGCAACAUCAACAACAGCAGAUGCGACAACAACAGCAACCGUCAAUGAUGCAGCAUCAGCAGAUGCAGCAAAUGCAACAACCCCAACAACAGCAACAACCUACGACCACAGCCUCAUCCGGUGGUGUCUUCUCCCAAGCUACAAAUCUGCUAUCCGGAGCCGCCGGUGCUGCAACCGGCGGUCUGUUUGGCAAGAAGCCGGCCGCACAGACCCAGCAGCAGCAGCAACCUGGCGGUGGUCAGAUGAAUCAGCAACCCCAGCAACAACAGUCAUCCGGUCCAUUUAGUAGUUUAGGUAUGAAUAUGGGCAUGGGUGGAGGCCAACAGCAGCAUCAACAGCAACAACAACAACAACCUGGUCAGCCUGGUCAACCGGGACAGCCUGGCCAGCAACAGCAGCCGGGUGGUCCAAAUAUCAUGGGCAAGAUCCAAGAAAUAGCCGCGCCAGGCGGUGACAUGCUUUCCAAGGGUAAAGAGUUAUUAUUUAUGAAAUUUGGACUUGGUGGUAAAUAACCCCAGGCAUUUAGUUCAGAACAUUAUUAUUACCGGUACUGGAACGGUAACGAAGUUAGACUAUACUGUACAUUAUUAUUAUUAUGAAUUACUCUCAACAUUCCGAAUCCUAUGACGAACUCAAUACGGGACGAAGCAGCAACUGCAUCGCACCCGAUAAUGAAAGGAACAAAUAAAAUAGGGCAGUCAGUAAAAGACAAAAGAAAUAAAUCGUUAUCGAUAUAUAGCUUUGGUUUAUACCAAAAAAAUGAGAGCAAAUAAAAAUGGAAAAUAUGUAAAUAUGACGAAAUUUAGAUUUAUUUAGGUUUAAUAGUUUAAUAAUGAAACAAUUAGAGACUAGACAACAAAAAACAAAGACAUGAUCACGCACACGUAUUUUCUGCGAAAUUUUGACAAAAAGUAUUGUUUUCCCAUCUACAAAUUUUCCUCGACUUUGCAUUUGUUUGUUUCACUUUUGGAUGGGAGAAAAUCCUCCGGCCAUGGAAGUGUAGUUGUAACUAUUCAAACGUGUUUUACAUUGUUAUGAAUUUUUUCGUUGUGUCUGAUAUUUUGUUUUCGGUAACGGUUUAAGAAAUUACACAGGAGGAAAGUUAAAAUUAUACAAUGUUGUAGUUAUUAUCGGACAUAAAAGACAAGUUCUAACAUUAAGAUGAGUGAUCAAAAAAACAAAGUGAAUGAAAAGGUGAUAUUUACAUUUAAAGCAAAUCAUUACCCAUAUCAUUCCAUAUAAAUAUUAUUAUAAAUAUAUCAUAUAUAUUUAAAAAAAAGAUGGACAACAAAACAUUCAUGCUUCAAAGUGCUGUUCAACAAUUAGAAUUCACCGACAUCACACCGUUUCAACUAUCCCGUCAUUACUCAUCAAUACACACUAGCAAAUAUGAACACAACAACAAAAUGUUAUUGGAUCGAAACGGCGCGUCUUUAGCACAACAUAAUAUAUUAAUUAAUAACAAAUAUCUUUCAAUAAUAACAAAAGAAACACAACUUGAAGUAAAUCUUAUUACCGUUAUCUUAUUAUUGACUUCUAACUUGAAUUGUGAAUCAAAGAGUAAACAAAUAUCAACUUAUAACAGUGUUAUUAUUUGUUACUGUCUUGGUUCGUUUAUACAAAAAGUCGCUAAGAUGUUGUAUUAAGAAUACCUACUACAAAUCUAAAAGACAGAAAAUAUGUAGCUAAAGCAAAAUUUUGUGUAAUAUACAAAAGAGGGAAAAAUAGCAGACAAAAAAACCAUACUCCAAAACUUUAGCUAUUGGUUUGGAGUUACACUCGAGCAUUGGGUUAGGAGGAGAUUUCGAAACGAAUAGUCGAACACAAAAUUAAAUCAUAGAUUGGCUUGUAAAUAUCAGUACUAGGUCGAAAAAAGUAAAGCAAAUCCAGGCGGACCGAGAGAAUGUUGGCAGUUGUUAACGGGAAGAUACAUUGACGAAAAAAAAACAACAAAAUAUUCCAGGUGAAAUGUUAAGGAAAAAGACGACCACAAAUGUUUACCCACCAUUAUUAAAUUGAGAAUAUUUAUAGUUAUUAAUCAAUCUUUAAAAAUAAACAACCAAAAAAAGCAAAGAAAAACAACAAAAAUAACCAAUUUUGUGGCAUGUCUUGAUGACACGUUGAGAGAAAGAUGGAUUGUAAACAAACAAAAAAAUUGAAAAAAAAAUGCAAAAAUUACAUUCGCAAACAAUCUAAAACACACGACAUGACACAUAAUUAGUGAUCAAGCUAAAAAUCAAUCAACGGACAGCGUAGGAUCUAUGCCUACUGAUUUUUCGUAGGAUCAUACUGGACAGCUCCAGGGAUGGUUGCAAUCUUUUUUCUAAAGAAAAAUCCGUCUAUUUUGGUAAAAGAUUUUGACAACUCAGAUCAAUUUGUCGUCAACAUGAAUUAGAACGAACUAGAUUGGUUGUGUGUUUACAGUUUACCCAAUUGUUUCCAUGAUGACAAAAUGCGUUUUAGUUGUAUUUUUCGGAUUCAGCGAUGAAGUAUCGAUUAACUUAGGAAAAGAGUAUCGAAACUAAAUAUCAAAAUUAUUUGUUUUGGAAAAUUUCGUUCAAACCAUUACAGUCAUGAUUCGUUGGUUGGGCCACAGCCUAUGUCCAACUAACGAAUUUAAUUCGCUAGUUGGACCGACUGACAAAUGUCAAAAACUCCCCAAAGAAGACAUUAGUAGUGAAAAAGAUUGUUAGAUAGAUUGUCAAAGUCAAUUUGACAUGAGAUUUUGACGCUCAGAUGCUUUUUAGUUGGACAAUGGUCCAACUAGCGGAGGUCCAACUAAAAAGCGGCUCAGUUAAAAAGUGUCCAACCAGCGAAUCACGACUGUACUAAGAACAAAUCCCAUCAGUAAAUGAAAGAGAAAACUCUUCUCUUUUCUUUAUUGGCAAUAUCUGCUCUCGACGAGUAACAAAACUUCAAUUCAAAGUGAAUUUUAACAGCUCUCGCGGCUACCCAGUUAAACUCAUUCCGGAACCGGUUCGGACUUCUGAAUGGAGUCAUUAUGGAUUCCAAAUCAAAUGCAACAACCGAUUCCGACUCAGAAUCGGUUGUUGCAUUUGAUUUGGAAUCUAUAAUGACUCCAUUCAGGAUUCCGAAUCAAAUUCCGAAUGGUUUGACCGGGUAAUUGACAGGGCCAAUUAGCUGUGAAAAUUCAUUUUGUGGGAAAAUUGUGGACAAACCAUUAUUCGCAGAUUAUAAAUCACAGCAGUAGACGAAAGAAAAAACUUUUCUCUUUUAUAAAUGUCAACUUCCAUUCUCGGCGAGAUACGGUUUGUCUGGAAUUUUCUCUCAAAGUGAAUUUUAACAGAAUGCUUAUUGACCGUUUUCCAAAAAAAAACACGCGAGAUUUGUGUUGAACGCCCUUACUGUAUACGCUCGUUUAAUGUAACUCAGCAGAAGAAUCAUAGUUACUCUGAGACUGAGUAGUGAAAAUCAAAAUAAUCGAAUCAUCACUGACCAAUGUCUGCUAAUCAUUAUUUGGGAUAUUGGACACAUAUGAAUGCGAGUUUCAUUUUGCAUGUAAGUUGUUCCACUUUUAACAAAAUUUUCUAAGUGUUCACUCGAAAUUGAGUAAAUACCUAUUCAAUUUGGUCAAAAGUGAGACAACCCAUACAAUAAAUAACAUGCAGAAAUAGAUUUGCAUUGACAUUUGUAAAGUGUUUGAAACAACGUUUCUUGACAUUGUACAGGCGCCACACGACUAUUCUGAUUUUCACUACUCAUACUCUGAGUAAGUAUCAUUUGAGCUACAAUCAAGAUCCACUAGUUGGGUCACAUCCUUUGACCAACUAGCCAUUUUUUUAUUCGCUAGUUGAACCAACCGACAGAUGUCAAAAACUCUCCAAAAAGUCGUUAGUAGUCUAAAUGCUUUUGUUCACAUCUCUAAAAAUUGUCAGACUUAUUGUCAAAGUAAAUUCGACAUCAGAUUUUGGCAUUCAGAUGUUUUUUUAGGUGAACAAUCGAUCAACUAGCGGCUGUCAAGUUAAAAAGUGACCAAUCAGCGCAUCACGACUGUAUAAUGAACAAGCGUCUACACGCAUUUCCUCUACAGCUCAAUUCAACCAAAAGCACAGAAAUUAGAAAUACGUUUGAUACCUGAAUAAGAAGUCCGAUCGAAGAAGUCUAUCUUCAUCCGACACAACAUCAUUGAGUCAAAUCUACUCGUUUCUAUUCAAAAAUGAGUAAUAGUAAGAGAGGUAAGUGGAAAUGAUUUUAUACGAAUGUCGGAUAGAGGUAGUUAUAUUGAGCCACCAAAUAAAUUUUACUCAUUUUUGAGUAGAAGUAUUUUUGGUUGCAAUGAGUAGCUAAAAUUAAGCGAGAAGGUAUAAAACACUUUUAUUUUUUUAAAUAUUAUUCUACCGAUUUAGGAUUUUAGGAAAGCAAAUGAUAUUCUGGUUUCAGUUGAAAAUUCAAGUACAGCAAUCAUUCGGUAACUGGGCGCUUUUUGGAACAUUGCAAGCUGACGUCAUCUGAGUAAAAAUGUUCGAAAAAAUGACAGUUCAGCGAGCUUGUUCACAUGGUAUUAGAAUUUAAAAGCAAUUCGAACAAAGGUUGGAUCGAAUAUAAUAAGUCCAUGUAAACUAGCUGUCUAAACUAUCAGAAAAGUGAGGAUAUAUUUUUUCAUGCAAUGUUCUUUAACUGGGCUGCUUUUUAACUGGGCGUUCGGUAACUGGGAUGCAGCAAUUAAACGUCACAAUAUAGACGUCAAACGUAAUUAGAGAUUUUGAUGUCAAAACAAGCCAGGGGCCAGCAGAUGGAAAACAAUAAUGGCAAAUGAAUAACAUUAAUAUUAAUUUUCAUUUUGUUGUUAGUAACUGAAUUAUUGAAAUGUGUAAUCAGUUUGAAUUUAAACAUAAGUUUAGAUAACCUAGACCAUCUAAAAAGGCCCCAGUAAUUUUUAGCAUUUGACAGGUCAGCCUAGUAGCGACCGGCAUUCGCUAACUGGGCUGCAGUAUUAGCCCCGUUACAUGCCAGCUAAUUACAGAAAGUUUGAAAUGUCGUGUAGUUACAAGAACAGACUCAUACCAGUUGAGCUUGAGCUUGUGCGACCACCCCUGGUUGCUACUACGUUAUUGAUUGGGACAAGUUAAAAUUGCAAAGAGAUUCAAAUGGGGUACAAAUGGGAAGGAAUAUUAGUCCGACACUUGCUUUUUCUAGAGGCCGUAUACACCACUGUGCACUCCACAAGUGUCACGAAAGGAGGAAUAUAUUUAGUAGGGGUAGUGAUCCUGUUUAAAAAAUUUGCUAGAAUUUGCGUGCGAUUAUAGUGUUUAGAAGUUUCUGGGCACCCGGCUAACAAGAGACUCAUUAAGAGACAAAAAUACAUUUAAGGACAAUUGUAACGGGGAAUAACGAGGAAAUGUCUAGAAACGUACUUCAUUCAAAUAUUAUUUUAACAGAACAUAAACUGGCAAAAGGAAAGGCACAAAAAAUAGGAAAACAAAUUAUCAUCUGCUGCCUACCCGCAUAAAUGUGUACCAUAUACCAACCAUUGCAUCAAACGUCCCAAAACCGUUUUCAAUAUGGUUCGUUCAACAAUAGAUUAACCAUUGCCUGGUACAAUAUCGAACAUAACCAGUGUCGUUUUUCCAUACUCGACCAUACAAACAACGGGUUGUUAAGAACAGUCACCAUAUCAAAAGGUGCUGCUUUCCAUAUACAUUUUGAGAACAUACCAUUCAAGAACCAUACAGAUUAUGGUGGCAUGCAUAUUUUAGGUUUAGCGAUGGAUAAAAUAUUAGCUGGAGAACAAAAAUCUCUUGCCCUUCCAUUUCAAUUCUAUCGAUCGAUGAAAUAUUAUUUUGUUCACGCCAUUUUCUGAAGAAAGCUUUGGUGACACUAAGUGGACUGAUGACGCUUUAUCCAAUUGAGCUAUCACAGUAAGAUUGUAAGACGAGAAUUUUUGACCAUCUUAAAUUACAGAUUUUUGGAGCAGGUUAAACGGAUAUAAGAAUAACAAAAAUCACCAGAGCAAUACGCAAUACCUCUGGCACAAAAGUACAAUGUAGUAUACAAAUCUUCAAUUUAGGAUCCACGUAAGGUAUUGGAAAUGGUAACUAAAAUGGGUAUAGUAGUAUAACAGUUCAAUUAUAAUGGUGGAACAUAUCAGUUGUAUUCCCAAUAUGGUGAGUAUUACAUGAAUAGUUUGGAAAUGUCUCCAAAGAUUUCUGGAAUGGUUUUUGUUCAUACGGGUAAUUUUUUGCUUUGUCCAUAACAGCCAAGAACAUAUUACCAAUUCAUGAAAAUUACGGAUUUAUAAUUUAAUCCUGAAAAAUCCCAUAACUGCCGUUUGAUGGGAUUAUUUUUUUGCUAAAAACUUUUACUUCCUUUAACAUCGAUCACAACAGAAUAUCACACUUAUAGAGGAGUAUAACUAGUCAGCAACAAAAAUUUAAAAAAGUGUUAUGAUUUUUUUAAUUACAUAACACUGCUAUACACAAAAUAGUUUUAUUUUCUCGUUUUCCUUUGGAUAGUCCACACCGAAUUUUCCGUAACCCACCAAAAGGUGCGGUUGAGUAGCAUAGGGUAAAGUGUAGUGAACUAACUGAGGCAACACCUAAAAAAAAUUAUCGAUUGUAUUCGUGACAAGGAAAAUGAGAUAAUUUUGAGCGGCCAAAAAUAAGCAUAAUCUGUAACUUUGUAUGACGGAUAUACUAGCAAUUUCGCACGGAAAUCGAACUGUUUUAUUACGAAUAAAUAAGAAGAGAACUAAAUAUUUAGUUCAUUAAUUUAUUACAAAAAAUUAGAAUGUCUUAAAAGAGCAGAAAAUGAAGAAAUGAGUCCUGUUUUUGUUGCUUUUUGCAACAUGUAAGCAGGAACUCAGUGGAUCAAUUCUUUGCUUGUACUACCAGAUGCCAUGCCACCCCUAGUAUGGGUCUGUCCGGAGUAAUAAUACAGGGAACAGACGAGCUUUACCUGUUCAGAGAUAAUUGGGGUAUCACCAUCAGGUGUGCCAUUGUCGCCAUUUCGUUUAGUAGGUUAGUCUGACUGAAUAGACAACGGAUCACAUAAUUUUCUAAAUGGCUAACAUAGUUAUGCCUGUUGUUGGGAUAGGCUGGUAUGGCUAACAUCCAUUGUAAACAAUUAAGCAUCAAAUGUCGCGGAGUUAGUCUGUCACAUCGUAGUAACAGUCGCAUUACCUUGUUUUGUCGAAUUCUUUAGUUCAUGUCAUGUCAUGCGCUAUACUGCGUCCUAGUAGCGCGUUUGCAAAACAGGAGAAAUGUUCGCUUGUGUUUACUUCGAUAAUCAACUGAAGCCAGAAUAGAACAGAUUAAAUGUCAACACAAUAUUUUGAUUAGCUCUCAAUCUAAUCAAAAUUAUUUUGUAAGGCUACUACUUUUGCUUGGCAACAUCCUUUUUUUGAAAAUGUGACGUGCCAUUCGAAAAUAGGUUUACUAGGUGCGAAAUAUCGUCAUGUAUAAGAAACCGAAAAAAUCAAAGAAAGCUAUGGAAGUCUUGGUUUAUGACGACAAACGAGUUAAAGCGCAAUAGUGUUUUCUCAUAUCUGUAGAAUACACCUCAUAGCAAUUGAGUUCUUGUCGGCCGGUCUCACGAACACUUAUGCAGUUUCUUAGUUGAAAACAAUCCCAUUUGCUUUUGCCGUUUUUGUUCUUUAUUUUCUACCAGCUAGUGAUGUAAUAAUGCUCUGUGUCACUGUGAAACUUAUUCCGGAGACUACAAUACCGGUUGGAUCCACUAUGCAAAUAAUCCGACUGAAAAGCUUUUUUUAUUUGUUUUCCUCCACCUAUCAAAAAUUAUGACAGGUGGAGGAAAACAAAUCGUUGAACACACUAAUACAGUUACAGAUUGUCAAGUACACUAUUGAGAUAUCUCCCAGUUUAGCCGGAGAUGAGCAAGAAUUCUGGCUGUUUCUAAUUAGUAUUCCGGCUCCAAUGACACAACCGAUUCUAACUAGAAUCGGUUAUGUCACUGGAGCCAGAAUACGAAUAAGAACCAGUCAGCAUUCCGGAUCAUUUCCUGCUUGAACUUUACUGGGCUGACGCUUAAAAUACGCACCCAAAGCUCGCAUUUUUUAUACUACCGUUCGCCAUCUCUAUCGUUUACUAUUUAUCUGCAAGUGUCAUUCCAGUCGAGCACGAGACCUGUCAAAAGCACUCUAUCCAAAGAAAAUCAAUUCGAUUCCUUCUCGAACGAGAACCAUUCACAGGUUUCGUGCUCGAUUAGUAAGAGUAAGCAAACGAUAGAGAUUGCGAGUCUUUAUCCAGAGGAAUUCAGCAUAGUUAUCUGAAAGCAGUUUGUCUGCCUCCCAAUUCACCGUGUAAACGAAUUGUUUGUCUCGCAAAUCAAGCGUCAACGGCACAAUACCAACUCAGCUGGAUCAAUCUAUAUAUCCCCCUUCCCCAGUAGACUUUUCUCAUUUAAAUAGAAUAGAAAAUUUAUGUGGAACGAAUAAUUUUAAUACCACUAGGUAGCAUUUAUUCAACAAUUCAAAACAUAUCUAGCCAAACAAGUCAAAUGGCCCUAACUAUAAAUGACAGUUUCUCUUUGUUUACUUUCUCUUUCGCUAAUAACUCGGCCGUUUAUACAUUUGUUCCUUAACUCUUAGCAUAAUAUGCUUGUCAAAAUCAAAGUUUUUCGGUAUAUCUUGAAACAAUAUUGAAAAGUUUUAUGUUGACGCAGUAAUAAUCGAAAGAGAAAGUAAACAAAGAGAGUCUCUCAUUUGCACUUAGGACCAUUUGACAUGUUUGUCGAAAUAUUUCAUCCUCUUAUCUACCUCUUCUGUGAAGAAGUCGACAUGAUCCUGACAAAAUACGUAUUUAUACAAUUGAAUAAAUACAACCUAGCGGAAUUAAACUGUAAUCUGAUUCUAUCUUUUGUGAUAUGUCAAAAACUGACUAACUGUUAGUCAUUUUUUCCUUAAUGACUAUGACUGGUUUUUCGACCCUAUUUAAAAAAAUGCGAAGCAUAUUGGUUUUUGCCAACCAAUCAGUUUUGUUUUUGUAGCAUACCAGGAGCUUCCUUUAUUACGUUUUUCCUUGAAUCUUACAUUUCAACAUUCAGCGGUAUAGAAAAAAAAUAAAUGAACUGAAGAAAGAAUAAAACGCAACCAUCAAAUAGGCACGGGUUUUUCAAGCGAAAAGAUUGCAUCCAUCUUUGGAAAUGAUACAACUCAACACAAUCAAACGACACAUCUCAAAAUACGUACAGAAACACGUGCACCGUUUGCUAAGAUGAGGUGAGGUAAUAUCAAACAUAAAACUAGAAAAAGCAACAAGUCCGUUGCGCGCGUUUACUGGCAAUCGUAAGUACACACCUUGUUUUAAUCAAAUUUAUAAUUUCGACUAGAAAAACUUAGAGUAAAAAACAGCGGAGUGAAAAGUCGCAGACACGUCAAAUGCUAUCAGAAUAUAUCCAUUUUCGACUGGAUCCAGUUUUGACUAACUCAAUCGGUCCUAAAUGGAGUCUCCGUUGUUUUCUCCCUAUGUUUUUUUUUCUAUUUUAUGAUAUUAUAUAUUAUUUUAUGAUCCUAUAAGAUUAAAUUGGCUGAAAAUAUUGCUACCACAUAACAAAAAGACAGCGCCCGCGCCUGAAUGCGGCUUCUCAAAAUUCAUGCGUGCCAUGCGAUCUCAAUUCAAAACAUACGAUUUGCUUUCAAUAUUUUACCAAAAUUUUUUAACGAGAUAAUCGCACGAACAUUCUCGCUAACUUGCUAGCAUCCAGCUUGAUUACAACACACUUAUCAAAAUUCUUAUUCUCUCAAAUCGGACUAUUUUCCAUGUUCUUUUAGGGCCCAACGACUGUAGCGUGGCAUAAUCUUCCGUCAAAAUUAUACUGCACCCUGCACACUUACUCAUAUGAAACCCAAAAAGUUCUUAGUCUCUGAAAUCGAAGUGGUAGAUAGAUUUGCCUUUAGUAGAACAGGACAUUUUAUUUGGAAUCGAGCCAAAAUCCGAAUUCAACAUAGCCGAAAUGUAGAAAAAAGUGACAACAGCCCUACCAUUAACGACAGCACUUUGACCCUUCUCUUGGGAACUUUUUACGAGACUUCAUCAUAUACAUAACCCAAGAUUAUUAGGUUUUCAUAUCAUAAAUAUCAAAUUACAAAAUAUUCCCUCUAACGAAUGAUGUUGUAGCAUUGAAGAGCAAAGUUUUGUAGCUCUUUGGGAAGCAUUAUUAGGAUAAUCCUUGAGAGAGUAACGCAUACCCUGAAGAUGUCAUCAAACCAUCGAAACGUUGGCAAGCCGAUGGUAUCGUUUGAUAGCGCUCAAACUAAUAUUCUCUAGGUGCAGCAAUAGUGGCACAAAUGAAUCGAGUAUCUAGAAUUACCUAAUUGUAUUAGGAUGAUAUCACUUCAAUGGAAGGAUUGGAAUAGAAAGCACAGGUCGACGUAGUUAAUAGAUUUUGACUAAAUAGAUCAUAAAAAACUACUCAGAAAACUAUCUCGUUUAGUAACUCCGAGUAGACUGGUUGGAAAAUCAUCAUUUGCUUACAUUGGUUUUUCUGAAGUUGACUGCAUAACUGAUUCAUAACUAAGAUGAUGAAAGACCAGAUGACAAUCGCGUGGAAAGCCGGUGGACAUUUUGAGUAUACUUGAUCUUUAUCCUGAUAAACGCAGACCACUAGGACUGCAAGUACUUAGUCAACCAUGGCGGAGAUCUUAGAUAGCCGUUGUAGUUACAAGAUUGUAAUCAUGUGAGAUACAAAGUCGAAAGCUUUUGAAAUGUUAUAAAUUGAGUCCAUUUCCUAACGUUUCUCGAGAUCUGAAAAUAAUAUCAAGGGUGUACUGAAUCAAAUUGCAUCACAAGAAAAAAUUCGUUAAAGCUCAGCCAUUCAAACUCACCCAUUUCAAACUUUUAGGGAAUAAAACAAAACAGAUGACUAAACUCGGUCGGGGAAUUAAGAUCAUCGCGGCAUUUUCUUUGUAAAUAAUCAGUCCUGCACGACAACCGAGGUUCAAUCAGUCUGUAGUUCACAUCGUUGAAGUAAAGUAAGAAGAUCAGGGGUUCAAGAUGGCUUCCUUGCGCUAUGCCAGAUGUAGCUGCAAACGUUUCUGAGUAUUAGUUUUCAAUGUUAACACCUAGCCUACGGCCGUCGAGGUGUAACUGAAGUCAACGAAAGAGUAAACGAUUUGACGGAGUUUAAUCGUUGAGUCAUGUCUCGGUGAAUGCGAUUAUGUCAUAGUUGUGACCGGGGCAAGCCAGACGAUAAGCAUUAGCGCAGAAAUGCACACCACCAACGUCCUGGUAGUAUAUUUGCAUCGGCGACGGUACUACUCUAUUUCGUUGACUGUAAGGUAAAUUAUUAUGAAGAAUUAUCGUCAGUACUUGCCUAAGUUUACAGUCUUGUAAAACCCCUUAACAUUUCUAGUACACAGGGCCGAGACGACUGUUAACGCUGGCUGCAAAUGGCGCAACUGCGCUGGAGGAUUGAGGGCUUCCUGCUUGCUUUCUACGGGCGUCUCGGUGGUUGCGGAUCAUCUUUAGAUUUAUCGUUACAGAUGUUUAACCCUUAAUUGCUUAAUGUUGUUUUAAAACAACAUCCUGAAAAUCGUCAAAAAAUCGCAGUAACGUAUAAUAGCGGUGAGACACAUUUUCACAAAAUUCUUAAAAAAAUAAUUUGCGCCUUUAAGGGUUAACGUAGAUGAGGCGUUUUCCAAAAUUCAAGAUCACGAUUUUGAAGCAUAUGAAUUUUAACCCAAUCAAAUCAACAUCUUUCUUCGCCAAUUUUUUCACUUUCUCCAGUUCACUUGAAGAAAGACAUUCUUUGGCCACUGCACAGAUAUCUUCUUCAGAGAUGCCAAUACCAAUCCGUGACAGAGAAAACUUUAUUGCUACGUUUAUCAGAAGUGCAGCUCUUGAAUUUGGCUGAUCAUUAAAAUAUACUAACUUGUGAGCUGAGGUAUUUAAACCAAAGAUUUUGUGUUUAUUUUCCUACGACUCCUGUAUAAGAGCGAUGUCUAGGUGCUCAUUGGUUAAUUUUCGAACAAGGACACUUGUGGCACCUUUGGUGAGAUAAAGGUUCACUUGGAUGCAGCGAAUGCUGCUCAUUGUUUUGGUGUUCUUCGAUCGUAAUUCUUCCCAGUUAUUUUGCCGAUGGCUAGUCGCAGGCUGUGUGCUGCUCGACAUUCCAGUGGCCUUUAGCCCAGCAUGUGCUUCGGCUCGUGCCUACAGGGGUUUUCCGAUCCUUGUCUUGCGUAGCAGUUCGUGACCGGCAUAGUGUUCUUUUGUGUAUUAGGUUCUUUACUGGCACAGUUAACCUCACUUUUCUUGACAGUUCGCUUGUACUGUUUACAUGGACUUAGAAAAAUUUGUGGACGACUAGAUUCGCUCGAAGAAAAUCGUAAAGAAUUGUUCUAAGUCCAUGUAAACAGUACAAGCGAACUGUCAAAAAUGAACACUCAGUUCAUUUGUGACGUCAGCGUAAAGUAUUCAAUAACUUGUUAGACGGACACUCGUUACCGUUACUGCAGGAUUGCUAUGAUCAGAAGUCCGUCGUGAAGUGUUUCGCGUUAGGCCACCCACAGGUACUUCUGCGUUCUGCGCAGAAAAUGUUGUUCUGAUUCUGCACCAGGCGCAAUCUUACAUGUUUACAUUGUUCUUAGUAUUUUCGGUUUUAUUCCCACGAAUACUAGGGAAAAAGUCAACCCUGUCAAAAUGAGAGCCACGCUUAACAGGGUAAUAGCCAAAUUACUGUUGGGUGCGUCCUGGUGACCCACAGGCUCCGUGCGUGGCUUAGUAUUUGUCAUCACUUCGAAUACUAGUCAUAGUUGUACGUAAGGCUGGAUUUCAAAAUGUGAAGCCCCCCUUGCUAUUCAUUCCUCGGCACAGGUACCGGUCGCUUCACAGGUACCUGUUGGCACCCUCUCACUCCGCUACUACGGCAGAAGGCUGAUUGAACCCGGUGGACGCCGGUCUAACGACCAAAUGUCAUCAACAGGUACGUUGAAGCAUGAGAUAGGAAACUUGUGAGUACCUACUAUGUUAUCUCACCGUUUGACGGCCAACCUUAAGUAUAUCCCAUAGUUCGCCGAACGCUGGUGAAUCCAGAUAAUCAAUUGCACGGUGAAAUACUUCGAAUUGUGUUCUGAAAUUGUUAUGGUAUAUAUUUAGAUUAUUCAUCUACCAAUUUAAUAUAUACCAAACGACAUAUUUAUGAAAAGGGCUGGAUGUCCAACAGUCAAAAUUCACGUUGAACAACGAUUACGGACAAGUGUUCAGAUAACAUCAGCAGAUGAAGUAGAAAACUUUUCUCUUCUGUUGUUUGUCAACGACACUGUUCAGCGAGUAAUUGUUCGUCCGCAAUUUCCCCUUAUUGCAUUGCCUAACGGUUGGCUUUUACGUCAUUGUCAACAUUCUCGCUAAACUGAUCCCAUGAUGCUAUGUUCCAUAGCAGAAUUUAACUUGCUAUUUCGACAGACUUCGUAGCCGAUUCUUGGUGUAUAGCAUCAGACACUACAGGGUUAGCGUUACAAUCUCACUGGCACUAAGAAUCCUUCCUGAUUAGCCUGUGCACGCUGACAAAGUCGACUGAUAAGUCGACAUAAAAUUGACUUUUACUGUGAGCCGUGUUUACCAACAAUGCCACAAAGCUGUGAAGCAAUGUUUGUAAACACGGCUCACAGUAAAAGUCAAUUUUAUGUCGACUUCGUCAGCGUGCACAGCCAAAUUAGGACAAGACUACAGACACUUUAUACACAGACUACCGAAGUGUCAAAAUUUGCAGCCAAUAGGACUGUCAAAAAGUACAGCCACACGAGCAUGAGGGUUUUGUGAGAGGAAAUAGAGAAGAUAGCCCUUGGACAGCUUAUGGGAUCUUCCGUGAUGCCAGUUUACAUUUAUGGUUGCUAGUUUUAUUGUUUUUGUCUCCGCAAGUCUGUGUAUAAAGUGUCUGUAGACAAGACUACACGCAGAAUUUUAUUUAUGCAUCGAUAGCAUACUUUUCUAUCUGCCUCUCGUUUCUUCUGCUGUAAAGCAGAAGAAAAGAGACGGGAAUAGAAAGUAUGCUAACUAUGCAUAUUUUUGUUUCUCAGUGUACACGCAGAACUUUAUUUUUUCAUCGAUAGCAUGCUUUUAUAUCUGCCACUCGUUGCUUCUGCUGUAAAUUUUAUGUGUACACUGAGAAAUAAAAAUAUGCAAAGUUAGCAUAUUUUCUAUUCCCUUCUCUUUUAUUCUGCUGUACUAUUUAUGCAUUUUCUAGCAUAUAUUUCUAGUAAGCAUUCAAUAUAUCCAAUGCAUAAAAUUUGCAUCAGAAGAAACGAGAGGAUAGGAUAGAAAAGUAUGCUAUCAAUGACAAAAUAAAAUUCGGCGUGUAUACUGUUGUGUACUUAAAUAUAAAAUCGGACAGGAACAGAGUACAUAAGAACAUGAAUUACAUAAAGAUUUCAGUUAGGUGUCAUUUGCUCCAAUUGAAAUGAUUAGUACAACAUCAACUAGCAAUUAUUUACAUAACAGAAUAAUUCACAUCAAUAAGUUCGUUUGUUGAAUCAUGAUACAUGGACCGUGAGUUAAACCUCGAUAUGUCAUGGUUUAUUCCAACCAAAAAAAAAAAAUAUGAGCGGACUCACGCUACAAAGUUCAACACCUCACAGGAUUGUUACUCGAACAUUGCACCCCAUACAUGUCAAUCAAUAAAUCCGACACAUAAGCGUGGUACGCUGAACGAACCGAACAAUCUCUCAGUAAUUACAACUAUACGUAGAACUGAAAUUUGGGAACCAAUAACGCGAAAUUAAACGGUAUUAUUUUUUUACCAAACACCGCCCUGCUCAAAAGGACAGUUUGGCCAGUGUGACAGUUAUCAGUUUUUCUUGGCCAAAGCAACGCAAGCAAAAAUAAGGUGUAGUCAUAAUGUUAGUGUAAUUGUACAACCUGUUAAUGUUUGAAAUUUUCUAGAGCAAGAACGAGAUUAGAACGUGACGAAAGAAAUUACACUUUCAUUUCAGGGUUUCUUUCAAAUUUGACGUUACCUUUUCACUCUAUAGUCCAACACAAAAAAAGGAACAAAAUAUUUACUUCACCUCAACUUUCUACAGACUUUUCAGCUAAUUACUUCUAACCAACACAGAAUCACACUCGUAAGAACAUAACAUUUCUAUCAAACACGCAAUGUCUGUUAACAAAGCAAAACAAAACAAACUAAUAAUAAUUAGAGGCCGAAGAAUUGGCGGGAAAUUGAAAACAUGCGGGAAAGCUAAUAAAAGAUACGAUCGGUACAGCAAAGUACCGUGAAAUUAAUAAUAUUUAUUGUUAUAUUGAAAAGAAAAAAUGAGAAAUAAAUAAAUUUAAAUAAUAAAAAUUCAGUUCGGUGCCUUCUGAAUGUUUGACGCGUGGAAUUUACCUUUUAGUGCUACUACAUUCGUCUCGUGCUUUCACAAACUAAAAAAACACUAUUCUUUUGUCCGAGGACAAAUAAGACAAUUCUCCCAUUAGAACGCUUUUCUCGUCGUGAUAUUUAACAUUCUUCUCCGUCUACAUGUGGAAAAACUUUACCAUUGGAAGUUCCUGUGCCAUUUGUUCCAUUUGAAUUGUGUUAUACAUUGCCAAUCGUGUUACUUCCUAUAGCAUCUUAAUUUUAUACAAGGUAGGUUUAAGUUUUGAGUUUUGUUUUUUGAGCUUCGUAGAAUUUUUAGUAGCAAAUCGGCACAAAUAGUCGAGGAACGGUUCCGCUUGUCUUAUUAUUGUUUAUUUCCUCAACCGUGUUGCAAGAAAGAUCUGUAGCUAAAUCGUAUUUGAAUUCAAAGCCAAUACUGCUGCUAUAAGACAAAAGCGGUAGCUAAAAGCGACUAGAGCAGCAAAAAAAGCCGAGAAGUGUGUGUAAAUCAUUACAAUAAGCUAGAAUGAAGCAACGCAAAACAGUGUAUAAAAAGACAAAUAGCGAACUGAAGUGAAGAUGCGUAGUACUUUGUACAUUUAUUGAGAUAAACAAACCGUAGAUAUACAACUAAGAAAAUAUGGGCAAAUAAAAAUACGACACUAUUCCAGAAAAAAAGAAACGCGCUUUUCAUGCUUUUUGUAAAUAUUCACAACGGAAACUUCUUCAUUUUCUACUAACACGUAAACUGAGAUAGCUAUUAUCAAAAACCAAACCAGAAACAUGCAAAAUGGAGCUAAAAGCUAUGACUAUCUUUAUACAGAGAACCAAGGAAGGACCGUGUUAUACAAAAAUAAAUCGUUCGCAUUUUGAAUUACGCAGCAAUGCCUCGAAACGCUUUUCUCUCCAAACCCUGACCACAGGAAAAAAAACACGAAAGUAUACAUUUAUAAUGAACUAUUUCCGCAAAUCACUUCAAAUUUGGCUGAACUUUACUCAUUGCUUUGUUUCAUCUUCUCUUGUACCGAAUGGCGUGAACUCUGUCCAAAAUCAAAGAAUAACGCCUGUAUUCAUCUGUAUAAAUCAAGUCUAUGAAACAACAAGAACAAAUACAAUAAUUAAUUAUAAUGAUCAAUCCAAGGAAAAAAAAACAAAAAAGGCAGCCAAAUUCAAUCUUUCAUCUCUCAAUAAUUAGUUUAGAAGCGGAAUGAAACUAAGACAAACUUAGCGUAGCGAACAGACACGAUACACAAACAGACUCUUUAAUGAAAGUGGCAUGAUUGUUAAUUAUUGCGUACUUUAUUUAUGUAUAAAAACAGAAGAAAACUGAUUAUGUCGCGUGAACCAGUGUUUGACAGGAACGUCAAAAAUAUAUUCUAAUAAAGCGAGAUGAGCGAAAAUACGAGAAAAAAGAAUCUGAGUCGAUCGUUUUCUUCCCUACCGCUUUGUUGCCAUCCAUGAAGCAAACACAUAUCAUAGCAACUCGAACCAGUUCGAAUCGCCAUCAAGCACAAACACUGAUCGGUUCGUUCCAUUCUGCGACCCACUGGACACAUCUCUUGGAACUGUCUCCCUACGUUGUUUUUUGUGUUGAUUCAAAAUUUGAGGUUUUGCAGCGCUCCACUUGGAAUCCCAAAAACGAAUUUGAAGAAAAUGAUCUUUUAAAAGCUAACAGGUUCAUUCGACAUUAAAAAAUUUGUACAAUUUGUUAUACUUACCAUAAUUUUUGAAAACAUCACACAGCAAAUGAGAGCCUCUCUUUGUUUACCUUCUAUUUCCUUUAUCACUGCGCUCAUUGACGUAUAGUGUUAAGGGCGAACGUAAAAAUGAGUGAGUGAUUAACGGAAGAGAAAAUAGACGAAGAGAGGCUCUAAUUUUAAGAAACGAUGUUCUAAAAAUUAUAGUAGAUAUGAACGAAUCGGAAAUAAAGUUAUACGAUUUAAUUAAGAUAAAAAUGAAAACCUAACGAAAUGUUAUUGGAGUGGAGUGUGUUAUAUAAAAUUCAGAAAAAAGAUGCUACGAGUUGAAACUGGUGGUCAAAACCUGAAAUUGUUUCUUAAGCUGAUUUCUGAGAUUAGGUGAAUUUCAGAAGUUAUGCGAAAUUGAGCGGUUUUUAUAACGCGGAUUUCUAAAAUUUUGUGGCGUGUAUACCCACAUAAAAAAAACUUGGUGUUUAUAUAUUUUUGUAAGUCUAAUGCCAUCUCAGAGCAAAUUGUGAGAAGAAAUAAAUAGCUCUUUGUACUUUCCAUACAAUCCAACGCACUUAUCGUACAUGUUUUGCUAUGCCUUGUAUAUUCCGCUCGAUCUUAGUUCUCCGCACUCUUUUUUCCUUUGUCGUUUUGAAAUCUCUGUGCUCAUGACCUGAAUGUAGCUCUUGUAUUUGUGCUUCAUUUCGCAUCGGCACUUUGAGUCCAGUUUCUGAGGAAAUACCAACCAAAUUGAAAAAAAUGUUAUGAAAUGACCAAACAACCUUAUUAACCCAUUCAUGCCCAUGUUGUUUGUGGACAACAACGUUUUUAAACUUUAUAACUUUUGAUUGAGGCGAGAUUUGCUCACAAAAACAAGUAAGGCAAGUAAUGUGAUUAUUGCCUUUAAUUUGAGUACCAACAGUUACAAGGAUCAGCUAUAGAACUGAAGUUAUUGCAAUUAGUCUGAUUAGAUUCCGAUGGAGCAGUGCUGCCAGGGACAGUUUACGUUGACGACGGAAAAUGAUUUUUUCAUAUAUUUACGUUAUGGUGCAAUAAUAUUGAAAACUGAUUAAACUUAUCAAUUUAGGCAGUCGUUGGCUACGUUUUUCACGUAAUUGGACUAUUGUAAUUAUUCUAGGAGAAUUGUAUUGAGCAUUAGAAGGUAAAAAUUGACCAGCUUCUAGCCCUGCCAUGGAAGUAUCUAUCUUUAUGAAAAUAGGUUUUUCGUGUUUCUUGACUCCACCUUUUUCAAGGAAAAAUAGUUUUGAAACUCUACAUUCCCUAGAAAAAAGUUGGGCAUGAAAGGGUUAAUUAUGAAAAUUUAAUGUAUCUUCAAUCGAUUGAAAAAGAAAUUGGUUGUUAGUGCCUGCAAUUUUUAAGAGCUGAAAAAUCUGCCUAAAAGUUACAUCGAUUUUAAGAAUCGAUCAAGCCAACCAGACCCUCUGUAGAGUAAUUAUAUUUAGCCUGCUGUUGACGUUUGACAAACGUGAAAUGAUUACUUUUCCAUCUGCUGAGGAGAGUAACGGUUCGGUAGAAAUUUUUCCACGUUUUUUGAUAGAAGGCUGCCCGACUUGUUUUACUGAGUUCAUCUAGCAUUUCGUCGAGCCAUUGUUCUAUAGGAAACACUCAAAUGUGAAUGAUACAAUAACAAAAGUCAGUGUUUUAUCACUUACACUGUUCAAUUUAAAUCGUUCGAAAAUGAAGAACUGAUUGCUUAUUUAAAUAAGGAGGAACGGUUAGGUUAAAUUGACCACAGAAAUUCACAACAAAAUAACUGUUGUAUAUACUUUAUCACGAUCUUUGUUGAAAAGGUCAUAUGCGAUAGACACUACGCAUAGCAGAGUCAUGAAUUUUUCGUCUCAUCGGAACCGAAUAAAGCGGGAUUGUUACAAUAGUGAUUUUCUUGAUGAAUACGACAAAAUUUUCAAAUAUUGAAUCAUCCUAAUCCAAAACCAUCCCAGCUGAAAUUAACCUUCGUUUACACUUCUUCUGAAUGCCAAGAUCCAUUCAACUGACGAUAGUAGUAGCGUUACUUCGAGUGCAUAACAACAACUCAUAGCAACCAAAAAAACAAACAAACGAUAUAUUCCCAACCAGAAUAAAUAGCAAAACAACAACUACAGAGCUAAGUAGAACAAAGAAAAACUACAAACAGAUCACACACAAAAGUACAUAAAUGCCACACAGUCAGUGAAAACAAAAUCAGCAGGAAAGAAAAAAACUACAAAAACAACAAUAAAACAGGCGGAAACUGAAAGCAGAAAUGCAUCUUUGUAACUAUACUGUUUAAGUGAACAUUGCAAGCAGAAAAAUACAAUAAAAUCGUGGAUGUAUUGAAGACCCAAAACUUAUCACAAAACAAUGGACAAA
Messenger RNA from Topomyia yanbarensis, 25673 nucleotides. RefSeq names its product RIMS-binding protein 2 (gene Rbp). The record is from RefSeq and is a predicted model, not a curated record. Gene Ontology annotation, molecular function: protein binding. Bases 1872 to 6857 code for a protein of 1661 amino acids. Gene Ontology annotation, biological process: neuromuscular synaptic transmission. Lineage: Eukaryota; Metazoa; Arthropoda; Insecta; Diptera; Culicidae. The transcript has 21 exons.